AUAUAAAAGGAUCGCCCUCCGCGCGCCGCCGCUCCUUCGCAAACCCUCCUACCCCAUUCCGCCGCCCGCCCCGCGACCCCGAGGAGGAGGCAAGAUGAAGACGAUCCUGGCGUCGGAGACGAUGGACAUCCCGGAGGGCGUCACAGUGACGGUGGCGGCCAAGCUGGUGACGGUGGAGGGCCCCCGCGGGAAGCUCACCCGGAACUUCAAGCACCUCAACCUCGACUUCCAGCUGCAGGAGGGCGGCCGCAAGCUCAAGGUGGACGCAUGGUUCGGCACCCGCCGCACCAUGGCCGCCAUCCGCACCGCCAUCUCCCACGUCCAGAACCUCAUCAAGGGGGUCACCAAGGGCUACCGCUACAAGAUGAGGUUUGUCUACGCCCAUUUCCCCAUCAACGCGUCCAUCACCAACUCCAACACCGCCAUCGAGAUAAGGAACUUCCUCGGCGAGAAGAAGGUCAGAAAGGUGGACAUGCUUGACGGCGUGACCAUCCUCCGCUCCGAGAAGGUCAAGGACGAGCUUAUUCUCGAUGGCAACGACGUCGAGUUAGUCUCUCGCUCCGCCGCCCUCAUCAACCAGAAAUGCCAUGUCAAGAAGAAGGAUAUCAGGAAGUUUUUGGAUGGUAUCUAUGUGAGCGACAAGGGUGUGAUCGAAGAGGAGCAGUGAGGGACAAUUAGUUGUUAUCGUUUGAGUUGGAAUUAUUGUUUGGUUUGCAAUUUUCUCAAGGUGAACUUUGUAAUCGGUUAGGAUGUGUUGUGGACCAUUAUCUUAUCCUACAAUAUUAUCGUAUCUGUUUAAGAAUAUGAAGCUUGUUUA
Molecule: messenger RNA, 817 nt
Organism: Zea mays
Lineage: Eukaryota; Viridiplantae; Streptophyta; Magnoliopsida; Poales; Poaceae
Product: 60S ribosomal protein L9-like
Exons: 3
Coding region: 95-667 (190 amino acids)
Biological process (GO): cytoplasmic translation
Cellular component (GO): ribosome; cytosolic large ribosomal subunit
Molecular function (GO): structural constituent of ribosome; rRNA binding
Source: RefSeq, marked validated